Molecule: messenger RNA, 1755 nt
Organism: Xiphophorus hellerii (green swordtail)
Lineage: Eukaryota; Metazoa; Chordata; Actinopteri; Cyprinodontiformes; Poeciliidae
Product: serine/threonine protein kinase KIN1-like
Exons: 11
Coding region: 1-1755 (584 amino acids)
Biological process (GO): negative regulation of apoptotic process; regulation of mitotic cell cycle; protein autophosphorylation
Cellular component (GO): cytoplasm
Molecular function (GO): protein serine/threonine kinase activity; ATP binding
Source: RefSeq, a predicted model, not a curated record
AUGGAUAAAUCUGACCAGGAACACAAAAGGCCAGCCUCCAGGAGAACUAAAGAGAGCCAUGGAAAAAAGAUCAGGGCCUCUGAGAUCCCUGGAACCUCAAGAAGCUGCCAGGACCUGAUCGAAUCCAGGAGGAUGCUGAAGAGGAAGAUGAUUGAAGGAAAAGAGGAAGGUUCCACACCGGCCAAGUGCAGGAAGGAAGAACUCCAGGAUCAGCUUCCAACCAGAGAGUCUUCCUCCUCAGUGGACAUCAUCAUAGAGAGAAGCAGCAGCGUGAAGCUACCAAGUGGUGAGUCUGCUGAGGAUUGCAGACCAAAUAACAGGAGAAAUUCUGGUGAUGAGAUCCACGGGAAAAGGAUCAGGGCCUCUGAGAUGCCUGGAACCUCAAGAAGCUGCCAGGACCUGAUCGAAACCAGGAGGAUGCUGAAGAGGAAGAUGACAGAAGGAAAAGAAGAAGGUUCAACACCAGCCAAGUGCAGGAAGGAAGAACUCCAGGAUCAGCUUCCAACCAGAGAGUCUUCCUCCUCAGUGGACAUCGUCAUAGAGAUCAACAGCAGCAGCACGAUGCCACGGUGUGCUGAGUCCAUUGGAGACAGCACACCGAAGAGAAGGAAAAGGGCUAAAAAAGAGACCCGCCGAAAAUGGACCAGGGUUACUAAGAUGUUUGGACCAUCCAAAAGCCACCAGGACGGGACGAGGAUUGUGAGGAGACUGAGGAGAAAAAUAACAGAAGAAGGAGAGGGAUCUCCAACACCGGCAGAGAAUGAGAAUAAGGGACUCCUGCAGCAGGACGCAACCAAAGAGCCCCCAUCCUCAGUGGACGUCAGCACAGGCGAUUUACGGAAGAGGAAUCUGAAGAAGGAGGACAAGGACAUUGAGGAACCACAGCUGAGGAAUAGGAGGAAGAAUACCAGGAAGAAGACGAAGAAGACAAAAGAAAUGGAUUCCCAAAGAGCUGAAUUCCAGGAAAAAUAUACUGAGCUGCAUCUACUGGGAAAAGGAGGCUAUGGAUCUGUGUUUGCUGGACAUCGAGAGGUGGAUAAAUUACCUGUGGCUAUCAAACACAUUCCAAAGGAAAAGGUGGACCGCAAACAUAACGAUGAGAACGGUAGGGAGAUGGCGUUGGAGGUGGCCAUCAUGCUGAAACUGAAGAAUCUGAGUAGCAGUUCAUCAGGGCAGUUGGCCACAGUGUCCCUGCUGGACUGGUAUGAACUGGAGGAGGAGCUGCUCAUAGUGAUGGAGAGGCCCACGCCUUCGCAGGACCUCAAUGACUACCUUGAUGAGAAUGGAGGUUGUCUACAUGAGGAGGAGGCCAAGGUCAUUUUAAAACAGUUGGUGGAAGCAACGAUUCAACUUCAGGAUGCAAACAUCUUCCACAGAGAUAUUAAAUUGGAAAAUGUCCUUAUUGAGAGGAGCUCAGAAGGCCUACAAGCCUAUCUCAUAGACUUCGGUCUAAGCUGCUUUGACCACGGAAGGAAAUUUACCAUUUUCCAAGGGACCCAUGCUCUUGAAUCACCAGAGUAUCGCACACAAAAGAAAUAUUUUGCUGGACCCACAACAGUGUGGCAGCUGGGAGUGGUCCUGUUUGAAAUUCUCCACGAUACAAAUUUUGACACCAACAAAUUUCUCAAAAAGAAGCUAAAGAUCAGCAAGAGGCUUCCCAAAAACUGCCAUGAUAUUCUGACUAGGUGCCUGAAGACAAACCCAGAGGAGCGUCCCACACUGGAAGAGCUGCUCAAUCACCGAUGGUUUUCUUAA